CGGCAAGUCAAUUCUUGAUUUGAGGUACGAGAUACUCGAUAACUCCCACGACACCUGGUCGCAGGCGAUCUUUCGUUAAUACUAACCUCCAGGUAAUACACAGAAAGUCGCCAUGGGUCGCGUGAUCCGCAACCAGAGGAAGGGACGUGGAUCCAUUUUCACCGCCCAUACCCGUCUCAAUAAGGCACCCGCUCAGUUCCGUACCCUCGACUUCGCUGAGCGACAUGGAUACGUCCGCGGUGUCGUGAAGCAGAUCAUCCACGACCCUGGCCGUGGUGCUCCUCUCGCCAAGGUCCAGUUCCGUCACCCUUACAAGUUCAAGAAGAUCACCGAGACCUUCAUUGCCAACGAGGGCAUGUACACUGGUCAAUUUAUCUAUGCCGGAAAGAACGCCGCCCUGACCAUUGGCAACAUCCUCCCCCUGUCCUCUGUUCCUGAGGGUACCGUCGUUACCAACGUCGAAGAGAAGUCUGGUGACCGUGGUGCUCUUGGCCGUACCUCCGGUAACUACGUUACCGUCAUCGGUCAGCACCCCGAGGAGGGCAAGACCAGAAUCAAGCUCCCCAGUGGUGCCAAGAAGGUUGUUCUGGGCAGCUCUCGUGGUAUGGUUGGCAUCGUCGCCGGUGGUGGACGUACCGACAAGCCCCUGCUGAAGGCCUCUCGUGCCAAGCAUAAGUUCGCUGUCAAGCGCAACUCUUGGCCCAAGACUCGUGGUGUUGCCAUGAACCCCGUGGAUCACCCUCACGGUGGUGGUAACCACCAGCACAUUGGUAAGGCCUCAACUAUGUCCCGCUACGCCGCCCGUGGUCAAAAAGCCGGUCUCAUUGCUGCCCGCAGAACCGGUUUGCUGCGUGGUACCCAGAAGACGAAGGAGUAAAUGUGGUAUUCAGCGGAGUUUUUCUUGUGACGGGUUUAAAAUUCUCUUUUGCUAUGAGACAUGUGUAUUUAGGCGACUGCGGGUAGAGCAUCCACAUGCCCUUAGCGAAUUAAGGUUGUGGGAAACAACGGUUUUUAUUGAUACCAGCAAGGAGGCAAGAAAAGCAUCUGUCCCUGCAUACACGAUGGGCAAGGAAUGCAAAGACAUCGCCUUAUAGCCUCCUGCGUUUCCCUGUCCUGUAGCAAUUGAGAUGCCAGGAUAUUCGACAGCCUUGAAGAAUGCGGUCUGAUAUCUAGCAAUUGGCAACCUCCGUAGGUAACAAGAGACAUGAGAACAUUAGGAUAUUGGUUAUUAAUAUGGGUACUAAGCGCACUGUAAGCGAAUAUAUAUAAUCCACGCAAGGAGGCGUUGAAUAGUAUCCAGAAGCAGUUUUCAGGGCACAUCCAUUACUGGAACAGAGUCCAAUCGUGGGGAUGUUUAGAUAGAGUCUUCGAUCGUAGAUGAAUAGGCAUUAUUGGCAACUCUAUCUCUGGAGAGUGCAGUGCCCCAUCAAUGAUCAGACAUCUACAGCGUAGAUGAUACAUGCAGGGAGAUAUGGAGGACUUCACACACGUUAUUU
Molecule: messenger RNA, 1496 nt
Organism: Monascus purpureus
Lineage: Eukaryota; Fungi; Ascomycota; Eurotiomycetes; Eurotiales; Aspergillaceae
Source: the annotation of a GenBank genome assembly